Messenger RNA from Pistacia vera, 2089 nucleotides. RefSeq names its product L-type lectin-domain containing receptor kinase IX.1-like. The transcript has a single exon. Gene Ontology annotation, cellular component: plasma membrane. Gene Ontology annotation, molecular function: carbohydrate binding; protein kinase activity; ATP binding. Gene Ontology annotation, biological process: protein phosphorylation. The record is from RefSeq and is a predicted model, not a curated record. Bases 42 to 2084 code for a protein of 680 amino acids. Lineage: Eukaryota; Viridiplantae; Streptophyta; Magnoliopsida; Sapindales; Anacardiaceae.
GUUCAUUCUCUUUCUCGCCAUCUAUAUGCCCUAAUUCAGUCAUGGCUUUCUCCUGCCAACUUCAAUCUAAACAAAACUGUUCGCUUAUGUUUCCGAAUUUUAUGAUUUUCUCGAUCCUGUUACUGCUCCCCUUUGCAAGUUCUGUUUCUUUCAAUUAUUCCAGUUUCCCAACAAACAUUCCCAAUAUAAUAUUUGAAGGAGAUGCAUUCCCAUCUAAUGAUGUCCUCCAAUUGACGAAGAAUCAAGCAGAUAAUAACCUCACAAGAAGUGUUGGCCGCGCCACAUAUAAUCAACCUGUGAUUAUUUGGGAUGCCAAGACUCGGAGGCUUACAGACUUCACAGCCCACUUCUCCUUUAUUAUUAGGGCACUUAAUACUUCUAAUAAUGGAGACGGUAUAACUUUCUUCUUUGCUCCAUUUGAUUCAACGAUUCCUGACAACUCAACCGGUGGAUAUCUGGCACUGUUUAGUCCUGAUACUGCGAAAACUAAUACUUCCAAGCAAAUUGUUGCGGUGGAGUUUGAUAGUUUCCAAAAUGAAUGGGAUCCGAGCUCUGAUCAUGUAGGAAUCAACGUUAAUUCCAUUAUCUCUGUAGCGACUGUCGACUGGAAAAGCAGCAUUAAGAAUGGAUCAAGGGCUAAUGCUUGGGUGAGUUACAACUCUGGUACACAAAAUUUAAGUGUCUUUCUAACUUAUGUGGAUAAACCUGUCUUCAUUGGCAAUUCUAGUCUUUGGUAUAUUGUUGAUUUGAGGGAAGUUCUCCCGGAACGGGUUAAGGUAGGUUUCUCUGCAUCUACAAGUGAGGUUGUUGAAAUACAUAACAUAAUUUCUUGGAGUUUUAGUUCAACCUUGGAUGAGACUAAAGGAAAAACCAAUGUUGGGUUAAUUGCUGGUUUAACUGUGGGUAUUGGCGCUUUAAUAUGUGGAUUGGGUGUGAUUUUGUUCAUCUGGUGGAGAAAGACGGCAGGUGUGAAUACGGAAGAUGAGGCCAUUGAUGAAGCUAUAGACGACGAAUUCGAAAAGGGGACAGGACCUAAAAGGUUCACUUAUCGUGAACUGAGUCGAGCCACAAACAACUUUGCAGAGGGAGGCAAGUUAGGGGAGGGAGGAUUUGGCGGUGUUUAUAAAGGUUCACUGAGCGAUCAGAACACAGAAGUGGCUGUCAAGAGGGUCUCAAGAGGAUCAAAACAAGGGAAAAAGGAAUACAUUUCAGAAGUGAGGAUCAUUAGUCGUUUGAGACAUAGAAAUUUGGUUCACCUGUUUGGUUGGUGUCACCAACAAGGUGAAUUGCUUCUUGUCUAUGAAUUCAUGCCAAACGGAAGCCUUGAUGCUCACCUCUUUGGCGGAAAGGCCAUGCUUUCUUGGACUGUACGUUACAAAGUAGCGCUUGGCUUGGCUUCUGCUUUGUUAUAUCUUCAUGAAGAGUGGGAACAAUGCGUUGUUCACAGAGAUAUCAAGUCUAGCAAUGUCAUGUUGGAUUCCAAUUUCAACGCCAAAUUAGGCGAUUUCGGUCUUGCAAGACUUGUAGACCAUGAUUUGGGCUCGCAGACUACAGUUUUGGCCGGCACCCUGGGCUACCUUGCUCCGGAAUGCGUCACAACCGGCAAGGCGAGUAAAGAAUCCGAUGUUUAUAGCUUUGGAGUUGUCGCCCUCGAAAUCACAUGUGGACGAAGGCCAGUUGAACCGAGGGAAGAACCGAGUAAAGUAAGGCUAGUGGAGUGGGUCUGGGACCUCUACGGAAAAGGCCAACUUCUUGAAGCUGCGGACAAGAGAUUAAUGAGAGAUUUCGAUGAGAGGCAAAUGGAAUGUUUGAUGAUAAUUGGGUUAUGGUGCUGCCAUCCUGAUUACACUCUUCGUCCAUCUAUAAGACAAGUGAUAAAUGUUCUCAACUUUCAGGCUCCAUUGCCCAGCCUUCCCUCAAAGUUGCCGGUGCCAAUGUAUUAUGCACCGCCCAUGGAUCUCUGUAAGUUCACCUACAAAUCUUCCGGCGUCACGCAAUCAUCAGUUAACAGUUACUCUACAUAUUCGUCAACAUCAGCAGGCUCAACAACGGAUCUUCUAAAUUCUCGAAAAGCUGAUACUUGACUAUU